AUGUCGUACCAGAAGGCCGAGAAGGACUUCGGCGAGGCGCCGAAGGUCCACAAGAUCCGCAUCACUCUGACCUCCCGCAAGGUCCAGUCCCUUGAGAAGGUCUGCCAGGAGCUCAUUGAGCGUGCCAAGAACAAGGACCUUCGCGUCAAGGGCCCUGUUCGCAUGCCCACCAAGACCCUCAAGAUCACUACCCGCAAGACUCCUUGCGGUGAGGGUUCCAAGACCUGGGACGCCUACGAGAUGCGCAUCCAUAAGCGCCUGAUCGACCUGACUGCCCCGACCGAGAUCGUCAAGCAGAUCAUUAUCAACAUCGAGGCUGGCGUUGAGGUCGAGGUCACCAUUGCUGCUUAA
Molecule: messenger RNA, 351 nt
Organism: Thermochaetoides thermophila DSM 1495
Lineage: Eukaryota; Fungi; Ascomycota; Sordariomycetes; Sordariales; Chaetomiaceae
Product: 40S ribosomal protein uS10
Exons: 4
Coding region: 1-351 (116 amino acids)
Biological process (GO): translation
Cellular component (GO): cytosolic small ribosomal subunit; ribosome
Molecular function (GO): structural constituent of ribosome; RNA binding
Source: RefSeq, a predicted model, not a curated record